Humulus lupulus (European hop) is the source of this 853-nucleotide messenger RNA. Its product is annotated as ethylene-responsive transcription factor ERF023. Gene Ontology annotation, biological process: regulation of DNA-templated transcription. Gene Ontology annotation, molecular function: DNA binding; DNA-binding transcription factor activity. The record is from RefSeq and is a predicted model, not a curated record. Lineage: Eukaryota; Viridiplantae; Streptophyta; Magnoliopsida; Rosales; Cannabaceae. The transcript has a single exon. The coding region runs from base 41 to 688 and encodes 215 amino acids.
GACACGCUCAAGCAAAAUGCAUUAACGGUCCCAAGUGAGGAUGGAGCAACCACCAUUCGCUGAAGAUGACCCGACGACCACCACCACCACCGCCACUGCCAUCGCCGCAGUUACUCAGGAGCAGGUAGAGCAGCGUGGAGGCACGCGCCACCCGGUCUACCGUGGCGUCCGGAAGCGGCGGUGGGGGAAAUGGGUUUCGGAAAUCCGGGAACCGCGGAAGAAAUCCCGCAUUUGGCUGGGAUCAUUCCCCGUUCCCGAGAUGGCCGCCAAGGCCUAUGACGUGGCAGCCUACUGCCUCAAAGGCCGAAAAGCGCUCCUCAAUUUCCCCGACGACGUGGAUCAUCUCCCCAAGCCGUCCACGUGUACGGCCAGAGAUAUUCAGGCCGCGGCGGCCAAGGCAGCUCAUUUGAUAAUGGUCCAGUCCCCCAAGAGUAAGGACAGUGACGAUAGUAUUAACCUUAGUACUGAAGCCUCCCCGGACGGCUGCGCCUGCGGCGAUGGUGAUACUGACGAUAACGACGACUUUUGGGGGGAAAUUGAACUUCCGGAGCUAAUUAAUGGCGGCGCGUGCCAUAAUUGGAAUGGUUGUGGGUGGCCAACGGUGCUUGGCUUCGAUGGCGGUACUACCACCGCCGCCACUGGUUGGACGGAGGGAGAGGGUUCGUUACCGUUCACGGCGUGUCUCUAAGUAUGUGGAUACGUAUAUCUUAAUUUAAUUAUUGCGCUGUUUAUAUAUAAAUUAGUUCCAUAACCAUCCACGUAGCUAAUUAAUAAGCAGUAUUGGGUUGGAAUCAAUAAUAUGUAACUUAAUUAUAUAAUAAUACUAAUGUAUCAUAUAUAUGAUUUUGAAUUA